AUGUCCGAAUUUAUCAACGAGAACCCUGAUGUCAUAGAGAUCGAUGAUUUACCAUCAAGAAAAGAAGAUGUAUCAAGAGACAUCUUACUUGGUAGUGUUGGAAACGAGAUGACUUUGCAAAGAAAGAAGUUAUUAUUGUCCAUAGAUGACUCCAAGUCAAAGGUAUUACAAAACCUUGAGUUAUUAGACAAGCUGUUGCUAAUAAAUCCUCCUGAGCUAACCUCUGAUGAAGAAUCCAUAGAAGAAUCCGAUGAUGAAGAAUUAAAUGCUGAGGGUCCAACCGAUGUAGUUGAUGCCCAAGAAAUUUAUGAUCUGACGGCACAUAUUUCAGAUCCUGAACAUCCUUUAAGCUUAGGUCAGCUUUCGAUUGUCAACUUAUCAGAUAUUGAAGUUCAUGAUUGCGGUGACCCAAAAAAAAUGGCAGAAGUUGUUAUUAGAAUCACACCAACCAUUACUCAUUGUUCGUUAGCAACUCUGAUUGGAUUGGGAAUACGAGUACGUUUAGAGAGAUCACUCCCUCCAAGAUACAGAAUCACGAUUCUCCUAAAGGAAGGUACACACAAUAGUGAAAAUCAAGUCAAUAAGCAAUUAAAUGAUAAAGAACGUGUUGCUGCUGCAUGUGAAAAUGAACAAUUAUUGGGUGUGGUAUCAAAAAUGUUAUUAACCUGUUUGUAG
Molecule: messenger RNA, 675 nt
Organism: Naumovozyma castellii
Lineage: Eukaryota; Fungi; Ascomycota; Saccharomycetes; Saccharomycetales; Saccharomycetaceae
Gene: CIA2
Product: iron-sulfur cluster assembly protein CIA2
Exons: 1
Coding region: 1-675 (224 amino acids)
Source: RefSeq, a predicted model, not a curated record